This is a messenger RNA of Porites evermanni, 15566 nucleotides long. The record is from the annotation of a GenBank genome assembly. NCBI's taxonomy places the organism in Eukaryota, Metazoa, Cnidaria, Anthozoa, Scleractinia, Poritidae.
AGAAGUGUGUAUGUUGAAGAUUAUACUGUGAUGAAAAUAUCAGGUUGUGUGGCGAUAGUGACAGGUGGAGCUUCAGGGAUAGGACGUGGACUUUGUGACGUACUGCUGCAGCGUAACGCCAAGGUAAGCUUAUUUAUUUCGUUGGAUAACCGCGAACGAAUGAAGCAGGGCUACGUACGAACUUUUGGCGAAAGUUGCCUGAAGUCUCUGCUUCAAAGCGGGGGUAACUGCGAAGCAAUGGAUUUGAAAAUGAUGUUUUAUUUAUUAUUCCUAUGCAAAUAAAACUCAUGGGUAUCCGAUCUAGCUGGUAGUGAUAGUGACUUGUACUGUUAAAUAGCGAAAUUACGGAUUCCUUGUGUUUAAAGCUAAGACUUUCAGUCUUGUUGAAAUCGGGCAUUGCAAGUUCUAGCUCCCGUCCCUCCUCCCUGGGGGAACUGCCCUAAGUUUUGCAUCAGAGUGUCCCCCCCCCCCACCCCUUUGAUAAAAAGCUGGCUUUUGCAAAACAUCGAGCAGUAGCAUGGUUCUCAAAUAAAGUAAACAGCCUUAGCCAGGGGGGGCAUACCAAGCCUUUUUGCAUUCUGAAUAGGGUUCUCACUUGUCUUCUUGAUACUUGUGUAAAAUGAUGGUAGUUAAUUGACAAAAGUCAACAUUGACUUCCUUAGAUCAUCAAUUUUGAUUGAUUUUUGUAAGCAAGUGAUCCAUUGCCUCCUUUGUUUCCAUGCAAUCACUCGCUCUAGCUCUGUUAUCCACAUGAUUGUAAACAUCAAAAAUAACGUCAGAAAUGACUCGACUUUGUUGUUUUUUUUUUCUCUCUAAAAGUCCAGGCAGCCAUGUGAUUUCCUGCCAAAUAAAACCUUGAGUUACAUUUGGGUUGCCAUACCUGUUGAUUGAGUUAUUUUACAUUGGUGUGCCUGUGGUGUGGAUGAAUGGGUCGGUGGGCAAAAGUAUGGUCACUUGACUGCCAAAAUUUCUCAGAUGCAUAGGUCACCAAAUUUUCUUACCCAUGGUGCUCUGCCAUGUACGCUUCACGCCCACGAGAGCUCUGCUAAAAAAUGACUGAGGAUUGGUUGAUUUGUGUAAAUAAAGUGUCCAUUGUUUAGUUAUGUUCACAUGGCACGAGAGGAAUUUUCAAACUUGCUGAUAAAUAUGACCAGACACUUCAUUCACAUUUUUUUGACACAGAAGUUGAAUGGUAGGUAUUGAAAUGUUUGCACUGUUCCGGUGGUUCCGUGUGAAUGGAACAAAUCUGCACAAAUUUUCAACACCCAGACAAAAAUUUAUCCAGUGCUGUGUGAACAUGUAUAUAAUCUCACUAUAGCAGUCAACUGCAGAAAGAUUUUCACAAAAAUUUUACACAAGUUAAGAGAAAGGGGGGAUCUGGAUCCCCUUUAACACUCCCAGGGGUUUCAAUAAGCACUGCCGGCCGAGGAAACGCGUCGGCUACUUUGCUCAUAGAGGUCGGCUAUCAUAAAAUCUGAAUGUAAACGUAAUUAUGAUGUGUUUUCCUAAAGGCCCACUGGUUUCACAUUAUGCUUUAGUCAUUUGAAGGCUACUUUUUCAGUCAUUUUUUCACAAGUUUCUUUAUAGGUUUAUGCAGAAUCUGUUUAUGUGCAAAAGUACGUAAUUUAGUUUUCACCAAUUGUUCAUUGCUUGUAGGAAUUGAUUGUGUGACUGAUAUUGAUAAAUUGAAAGCUACAUUUUUUUUGAAUGAAGAACAGGCUCUUUUGUCCUCAAUUGCAUUCCCCAGAAUGCUGAAAAUCACAUUUUAGGGCUUUAAGAUUUCAAAAUUUUCUGUGUUAGAACAUGCCCAGACUGCCCCCCCCUCCCCUAACCCCCCCCUCAAACUGCUGGCUACUUAAAUUUUUAUUGAAACCUGUGCUCUCCCCUGGGUAUGCCCCUUCAGGCUGCCCUCCCUGAAUCUCUGUUUAUGACUUCACUCUGAAUUGAUUCCUCAUAAUUUUAUGGUUUACAAGGAAAUAUCAUGUUUUGUCGGGCCCUAAAAUUAUUAUAUAAGAGAAAAACGUCAGGUGGGUUUCUUUACUUAAAUUCAAAUGUGGAUUUUUUUUAAUAGAAGAAGGAUAAUUUUCCCAGUAGAAUUGCAGAGACUCAAAAUUAGCCAAAAUGAAAUAUUUGCUGAGCUCUGUUCACAAAUUAAGGCAAUAAUUAAACACAUGAUGGAAUAAAAUGGCUAUGUGAACAUUUAACACAUAGACGGUUUAUUAAACUCAGAAUAUCAGAUCAAAAUAUAAAUUUAUACAAACUCUUACUAAACACCUAUUGACUGCAAAGGUGUCAGGGCAAUCAAACUGCAACAACACUUAAACAUCACCACUGAACAAGAAAAAAGGCAGGAGCUAGGUCGAUGGAAAAAGUUUGUGUGUUGAUGAAAUCAAAACCCAACAUUCAUAAUUUAUACGAAGAUUCAUGACUACAACGUUGACUACGACAUUGUUUGUGCACGUAAUGGCGGAUUCAAAAUUCAAAACGUUAUCCUUGGUACCAUGCUCCCAACUUCUCCUCAUGCAUUGGCAAAUCAUUAAUUAAAUGCAUGGUUCAGCUGUUGCAUAUAAAAUUUUUUUUGAUCAAAUAAUAUAUUUGUUACUUGAUCCAAAUAGCAAAUAUGAUCCACAGCUGAGGUGGAGUUCUUAAUCCAAAACUGAAUACUUUAGAUACAUGAUACAUGAGGUGCUUCUUUUAUUACUAUGGAUCCGAAAAGGGUGAAAAUUAUUCAGCCAGCUGUAAGGGACCGGUCAUAAAGUACAGGUGGGGGUGGGCUAUGAAAAAUUGGGGGCAGGCAACUAUUUUUUGACACAUUAAAAAGGGUGGGUCAGGAAAAAUAAUGCACUGCAUCAGGGUUGGGUCAUGUUAAAUUAUUCACAUAUCACUACAAAUGUUAGUAAAAUCUUUUUUAACAAUGAAUCUAAUUUUCCACAUUAAUCCAACUUUAUAUGACAACAGGAAUUCACAUAUUAAAUAUUUUGUUUCUAUUUAUGUACACUCUUUAAAUCUGAAGAGUAGUCACUCGGGAAACUUUUUAUAGUAUAAAAUCUAGAACAAAGCUUUACUGUGUGUUCAUAAACCUAACUUAUGUUAACAUCUUUUUUAAUGUCUUCUUCUAAUCAUCUUUAGUCAUCUUUCACCAUUACCAUCACCCUCAGAAGCAUUACCAUCCUCCACCUCCUCCUCAUUGUCAUCAUCAUCAUCAUCAUCAAUAUCAUCUAUAGCACUCAAUACAACUGGUGACACGUUUGCUCUGAUUGCUUCAAUAGCAUCCACUGUAAAUUUACCUUUACUUAUUGAAAGGUUUUAAUCACCUACCAUCUUUCUUUGUUAAGUUGUUAAGGCCUAUCACACUACAAUGAUCGGAGGUUAUAACUUCACCAUAAGAUGAUGAGUGACUGAUUGCAGAGAACACUCUCUCACAAUUUUUCUCUGCUCUUUUAUGGCGUCGCUUCCCAGCUAUUGCUUUAUUUUCUUUCACUCUUCUCCUUUUCGAGACGAAUGUUUCUUUUGCAAAAGGAUACAUUCUCUUGUGUUUUUCUUUUUGGGCCUCUGUCCUCAUCAAAGUCUGGUCAAUGUUACUUUGGAAUUCUGCAAUCAUUCCCAAGCAUUUUUCAUUGAAGCGUUGCCCACACUCUUGCCCACUGAUGAUUUUCCCAGACUUUUUAAUAAACCACUGGGCAUUCUCUUUCUGAAUACUACUCUUCAGCUUCUCAGAUUUCUCUUUCCAAUCCUGAAGUUUUUUAAUCUUGUGAUUAAUUGCUUGGGGUUCAGUAGGCUUUAAGGGUUCCUCUUCUGAAUCGCCUUCUGGGAUUGCUGCUUGCAAUGACAUAGCUGACAGCUGGCAGUGAAGGUCAUACUAAUGUACCUAUCCACAUCAGCGUUAUUGGUUUUGGUUGGGGGGUGGGCCACUGAAAACCAGUACUCACAAAAAAAAUUUUCAUAGCCCACCCCCCCCCCCCGUACUUUAUGACCGGUCCCUAACUAUUACUAUAUAGAAACAGUUUUGAUUUAUACAUCAGUACUUUGUCUUUAUAAUUGUGACAGAUCAAAAUUAAAUUCAGGUUAUAAUUGUUUAACUUAGGUUGACUCUAAUGUCAUCUCCUAGCCCUAAUUCAUGCAUAAUUAGGGCUAGAAGACAAAGGGAAUUGGGAAUCAACCUAGGUUGAAAAAAUUUAACCUGAAUACUAUUUUAGCCAGUUACAUUACUAUGCUGCUCAUUUCAAACCUGAGACAAUUUGUGUUAAAUGCAUCUAAAACNCCACAUCAGCGUUAUUGGUUUUGGUUGGGGGGUGGGCCACUGAAAACCAGUACUCACAAAAAAAAUUUUCAUAGCCCACCCCCCCCCCUGUACUUUAUGACCGGUCCCUAACUAUUACUAUAUAGAAACAGUUUUGAUUUAUACAUCAGUACUUUGUCUUUAUAAUUGUGACAGAUCAAAAUUAAAUUCAGGUUAUAAUUGUUUAACUUAGGUUGACUCUAAUGUCAUCUCCUAGCCCUAAUUCAUGCAUAAUUAGGGCUAGAAGACAAAGGGAAUUGGGAAUCAACCUAGGUUGAAAAAAUUUAACCUGAAUACUAUUUUAGCCAGUUACAUUACUAUGCUGCUCAUUUCAAACCUGAGACAAUUUGUGUUAAAUGCAUCUAAAACUCAAUAAUACUUCAUAACUCAGUGGGUGUAAAACUGCAUGAUAGUACAAAACAAAGCCAAAAAAUUGUUAGUUAUGACAUCAUCAUAUUGAUGGCAAGGAGAGGGGUGCUUGUUUGAUAUGGCUUAGGUAGUGGGGCCACCAGAGUGCGGGGCCACUUCAUUUGUUGAGAAAAUUAUAGUUAUAAUAAUACUUUCUAUAUUUUGAUUUAGGUUGCUAUUGUUGACCUCAAUGAAGAAAGAGGCAAGGAAGUAGAGAGAAUAUUCAGUGAAUCUUAUGGAACAGGGUGUGCAAGGUUCAUUAGAUGCGAUGUUUCCAUUGAGGAUGAAUUGAAAGGUUUUAUAUGAUUUUCUUACAAUUUAGUAAUAAAAUCAGUAUAGCACAUGUUUUAGGUGAUCAGUUCAGACACUAACUGUGCAAAUUCCAUCAAGAAGGGGCCAAUUUAAUAAAUCUUUUACAAAGGUUAGUGUAAUAAAUAUUUACAAGUCUGGCUGCUAUUGUUUUUGUACUCUAAAACAAUAGCUACACUUGUGAAUUACACUGGUAAAAGUUUCUUUGGUUUGACCCCCAAUUAUAAUAUGUAAUAUAAGGUAACUCAAAUGUAAUCAGUUGAUGGUAUUAAACACUGGGAAAUUGACCCGAUGGUUAAUAUCCAGAUCUUUGAGCAAGUUUGUCAGGACCGUUGCAGUUUCUUGAAACAUUUUAAUAUUUACUUAUUGCUACUUUUCCCUCUCCUUAAUGAAGACUUAAUGGGAUGCUAGUGCAUGCUAGCAGUGCAUGUCUUAAAAUGCAUGUGCAGAGAGAACAGUUUAGAUAAACAAAGGUGAAUAGAACUUCAACUUGACAGAAUUAAAUAACAAUUAUUAAUAAUAACAAUAAUAAUAGUAAUAAAAAUAGUAAUAAUGAGUUGAUAUAAAUAACUAUGACUUUGUCAUGUAAUAAUUUCCUUGCAUUCCACAGCGUGCAUGCUGAACUUCAUCAUUAUUAUUAUUAUUAUUAUUAUUAUUAUUAUUAUUAUUAUUAUUAUUAUUAUUAUUAUUAUUAUUAUUAUUAUCAUUAUUAUAGAGGCCUUCUCAAGAAUUCUUUCUUUGUGGGGAAGACUCGACAUUGUUUGCAACAAUGCAGCUGUUCUUGAUGAAGAUGAUUGGAAUAAAACUCUAAAUACAAACUUGGUAAGUUUAAUUGUUCUUUUUAUAGCUGCAUUUCCAUUGCAAAGCAAAAACAGCAUACCCAUCAGCCAUGUCCCGUACUAUCUCCCUUUUCAGUCAGUCAAAUAACUGCAUGGUCGUCAACUUAUUAAAACUGAGUCUGCCACAGCCUAUUUUGAGACACUUUACUGAAGUCGUCAAGGCAAACAAAAUUAAUAAACAUUUCCACUGUAAGCCAGUGACAACCUGUAGGAAGAGACUGGGUGCAGAAUUGUCUAAUAUAUAGAUUUAGCCAGGGCUAAAAGCGAAGCUCCUAUUAACUCGAAUUUAUAAUUUAAAUCGAACAAUAAACUUGCAAUUGUAUUCCACAAAUCAGUUAACUUUACAGCACAUUCAUGUGACUUUUGAGGGAAAGGCUAAGUUAUGUUGGAGAAAAAUAAUUUGCAAACAGUCCAAGCUAAGAGUGAACUUAAUCUUAGAUCGAGUUGAUAGCCUUUAUAUACGUACACCCAAAGAAUAGCAAUCAUCUUCGAUCACAUUUAAGAGCCAUAAUGGCUCUUGAUCACAGUAGAUCAGGCCUGGAAAACAAAUUCUUGGAAAACAAAUCAGGCCAAUUUUUUUGCGUUCGACAAGUUUAUAAUUUACUUUACAAAAUCUUGCCAACAAGUCUGGGGACGUGUAAACCAGCCUUUUAUACUUUUUAUACAUCACAUCUGUGGUGAAACAGUACCAUGAGGCGCUGUUUUUAUCAUACAGACCUCGGACAGAAUGCAGUAUUUCACAAUUUUGCAAUACAAAUUGCACUCACUCCCCGGACUCACUCGAGAUUCAGGACGAUCGAAGCACGCGUGUGCUUUUACUAAAAAAAAUUCCAAAAUCACCUACAUAUACGGCUAGCCGGUUCUCACUUUUGACAAGCGCCAAAGUCGACUGUUUAAAUCAAGAUUAAUAGAGUAAUACGCUUCAACGUGAUAAAGAAUUUGUUGUGUAAUCUUCUUCGUUUGAUACGCGCGGCAUUUUGAGUACUCCUGCAAGCGAUGUUCGUGAGCGACUGAAAACAAACGGGGCAGCGAUUAAAAUUACAAAAGAGACCACUAAAAAUCAAUAAAAGGAAAAUAAUUCGGUGAAACAUAUACAGAGACAACAAUUUUCAUUUACGAAGGCAAGUAUUAAAGCGUCUCUGAAAAUCCUUGCUUAUGUUUUAAGCCGCCUUCCCGGUGUUUGCUUUUUUCAAAGAUGAACUCGAGGCAAGAAAAUUGCUCAAAGGUUUCUUUUACAGCCAGAAUUAUAGCUAAAUAUUCUUUGAAACGUUUUCUUUCUGUUUGCGGUGAGAAAAUGUCUAAAGGCUUUUUAAAGUUCUAUAAGCUUAUAAUCAAACCUGGUACUCGGUCAGAUCAUUGUCUCAAAUUUUACAAACGUGCAUAAACUAAAUAGCCGCAUAAACUGCGCCCGACUUCAUUAAAUUAGAUAUAAAAAAACAAACACCAAAUACAAUAAUUACGCAGGCUUAUCAUUCGAGAUGCACUGAAAACGAUCAAGUAAGGCCAGAAUCGCUUCAGACUUUUCAACCCUCUUAUGCAUCAAGCAAGGUGAAAAACGAAAACGAUGCCAUCCGAAAUCAGAUUUCCGACUUUGACAAGCGACGUAUUUCUCAACCAAAACCCCAAUAAACAAACUAGCUGUGAAUAACAGAAAACUCUUGAAACUUCUUGAUAGCAGCAGAAUUUCAUUUUGUACAUCCAGUGGAAAAAGACAGUUAAAAACAUCACAAGCUGACACAAAACUCUGUCAGCUUCAGCUCUCAAAGUAAACAAGUUUCAAGAUGCUGCAUAAAUUUUCCGCAUGAACUCACCUGUCAAAUUUUGACCAAUCAGAGCAUAAGAAUUGGACGUAGAGCGUGACCAGCGCGUGACCUUGGUGAGAAAAGUCAAAAGCAACUGGCAUGUCUUCCAGGCCCGUAAAAACUGGCUGAAUUCUAGCUUCCGAGGUCAGUUUGAAAUCAAAAUUUAAAUUGUGCGGCACAUACAAAACACAACAUAUUUCAUAUGAAUGAAAAAAAAAUAAACUUGAGCCUGCGAUCGAUUGAAAACUAGUAACUUGUCAGCGGAUAACUUCAAAAAGAUACUCGACCUCGAUGGGUCGACACCUGAGCCCGCGAUAUGGUCAGGUGAUACUGAUCAGCGGAAACCCUAUUUUGACAGCUGUCAAUUGAUCACAACAUUGAUGUACAAUGUGUGGGCAAUAUCAGUCUUCCUGUGCUCCCAAACUAGCUAGAAAUUGUGAGAUUAAACAUUCGUUGCCCUGUAGCGCGGACGGACGGGCGGUGUACGGUCACGUGAUUACCAAAUUUUCUGGGAUGGGUAGAUUUACUUACCCAUGGUGCUCCGCAGGUGCGCUUCGCGCGCCAGAGCUUCGCUAGGAACUAUUUGAAUUCCAUAAGGUUUCAGUAUACCAGUCUUCACUCUUUUUAACACUUUUCUUUUUACUCGUGAAUCCUCACUGAGAUCCUACAAUACCGACUUCAAAAAGAGGGCAUUAAUAGAUUGCUAGUCAGUGCUUGACUGCUUUCCUAAUUCAGAAAUCCAGGCACUAUUCAGAAAAGAACAGUGCACGCUAGGCGUAGUAGGACUCUGUAUCACGUAGUACGCAGAAAGGAAGGGAGUAACUCCUUGAAGAUGUCAUCUUUGUAGGCUACAGCAGCUAGACUUACAAGGUCUGGCCCAUUUUUUGCUGAUCCUGUUGUUACCAAACUUAUCAACCUAUUGUUGCGCAGGUAACCCAUUUUCCCUGAAGAUAAAAAUUCAUGUCUUGGUCGUUUUUAGCCUGAAUUUCAUCCAAUUACUUCGAGUCGUUAAUACUCCCUCAGUAACGUCUGAAUCGACCGGCCGUUAAUGCCGUGCAAUGACGUCACUUCUCCUGUGCUUUAAUUCUGUUCAUACAAAAAGUAAAACACGAUUUUCAAGUGGCAAACCAAGAAAAUCGUUGUACAUAUCGUUAUAGCGGAGCUCUCGCGCACGAAGCGCGCCAGCGGAGCACCAUGGGUGAGAAAAUGAAGUAAUCUACCCAUUCGAGAAAAUUUGGUAACCACGUGAACGUAAACCGAGCGCGCGAGCCACCGUCCGUCCGCACCACAGGCAUACCAAUGUAAAAUAACUCAAUCAACAGGUAUAGCAACCCAAAUGCAACUGGAGGUUAUUUUGGCGGGAAAUCCCAUAGCCACCGGCGUCUUGUAAAGCAGAGAUAACUAAAGAGUCAAUAAAGACGAAAACGGAAAGCGGAAAUUGUUUCUGUAUCCGUGUUGUCUAAAGUAUUUAGCUUAGAUUAAUAGUCAUGUUCGCAAAUUUGGAAUAUAGAGCAGUAGAAAGACAGAGAAAAAGAGAAAGUAGGCGGCAAGAUCAACGAGAAAAAGGGCGACAGAGAUCUAGAGCGAGAGAUAGAAAACAAAUGAGACAAUUUUUUGUUGAAUGAACAACAUGAAAAUUUUGAAAAAUGAGAAAUGCUAGCCGCCACCAUUGCAAGGUGAAAAUGAGCAGCAGUGAAAAAAAGGGAACGAGAACAUGUAUGAUAUUCCCUCCGUAACACGUGUUACUAAGAAGUUUCUGGAAGUUUCACUUUAUAGUCAUGCAAAACUACGGCAAAGAAAUGAACAAAAAAAGUGUGCUGCGCGUGUAAAGUUUUUUUCUUUUUUGGCUAAUUAGACCUAUUGUUGUUUUUCACCGUUCUCUGGAAUUGCCUUCGCCGCUUAGCAUUACACGAUUUUACAUUUUGUUUGAACAAACUAUAAAUAUUAUUGAGAGCUUCGCUUUUAGCCCUGGCUAAAUCUAUAUAUUACAUGAUACAGAAUUUCUUUACUCUUUUCGAUCAUAGAAUUCGUGUUCAACGUUCAAACUAUUAAUACAUGCAGUACUCUGAACCCGUUGUGAUUCAAUAAUCAUAUUCGGUCGCAAUCAUGCAAUGAAAUAAAUACACACACGGAACACUUAGUUAAAAAGGAGAAAUAUUUGUUUUAAUUGAAAAGAAGCUAUUUAGUCCUUAACGAGGAAAAAAAAAACAAAGAAACAAGGAAGAAAAGCUAACAGAAUCAUUACACUGGACAGUGAAAAUAGCAAAAUGGUCGAAUUAUAACUGUUGCAUUGAUCUCAUAAGACUUCGCAGAGGGUAGCAAAGGGAAGUUCAUGAUCCCGUUUCACGUACAAAUUUUGACAAAUUUCACGUAUCACGUGGGUUAUAAACCGAUUUUCACGAGUCAUGAAUGUCACCUGCUAAUCAAAGUUGUUAAGAACCGAAACACAGCCAUCAUGGACCCCAAUUCGCAUUUUAUUUGACGAUCAGAAUGUCGGUGGGGCGAUCUUAAAGGGCGUUAACGAGCAGUCAUGGAUGUGGGAAACUCGUGUUUCCAGGCAUGCGUUCAAAUUGAAAACACGUUAACGCCCCCGAUGUGACUUUUUUUUUUUAACAAGCUAGCGACUGAAGCCUCUGUGGCAAGCGAAGGUUAGUUUUUUGGUUAGUUUUACUCCUUUUCUCCCUUCGAGCGCGCGUGUGCCCUAGAAAUUUCUCCCUUCGCCCUAACAAAACUGGUGCCUUAUUCUGUGCAAGCUACAGCGAGUGUGACCUCCGAGGCCUUUCGUUAGGGUAAUUCACUCGUUUUAACACGAAAACGAAGCAACAAGAGGAUUGCCGAAGUGGACAAUACUUAAUCCCAAAGGUCACUGUUAGGGUCUGGUCUUUAGGUAGUAUUUAUCAACCAUGACAAAUGUAACGCAAAUAUUAAAACCAACGGCUCUGUUUAAUUUAUCUGUCCUAUAUCAUUGAUUUUUACGAAAUGCGACAAAUUAUUCACCAGUCCCGCGCAUGUUAUAAGAUAAAUCACACUUCACAUGCAUAACUGGUUUCACGGAUCACGUUCCUUUUUUGGGAACUUUCACGCGUCACUCUCUCAGCUACUCUCUUCGCAUAAACAAAAUCACCGCGGAAACCACUAAGCGGUUCUAAAUGAAAAACCUACCGACUCGCCGCAACGAUUCUUCAUUCGCAGUUCAAUUUAGCGAUUCAGUUUCGAAGACAAAGGCAAUUUUUCUGUUUACGGUAUUAAAAGAUUAUCGAAAUGUUUGAACUCCACGCAAGAAUACCAGGGAUGCGAUCCGCUGAAUAUCAACGACAAUCGCGCUAAAAUUUAUCAUAAUUAUGCGAAUGUUUAGAUAAUCAACCAAUCAAAAUCACUACCCGGUUUUCGGGUAGUGAUGUCACUGGACGGCAUUAACGGCCGGUCGCCUCAGACGUUGCUGAGAGGAGAAAACGACUCGAAGCAAUCGGAUGAAAUUCAGGGUAGGUCAUUUUAGGCGUUACUACAUUUGUAUACAAAACCAUCAGGAGGGUUCUCUAGAAGCACCAGCGAACACCAAAAAUCACCAUCUAUAUAGUCAUCACGGAAAGGGCCAACUACUCACAGAAAAUAUUAUUUUAAAGGAGAAUAAAAAAUCGACUGUGUGUUGUAUAAUUAUUUUGUUUCUCGACACUUUGUUUGAUGAAAAGAGAUGCUUAAUACAAAAUGAAGCAAAAUUGAUGUGGGUAAAAAAAGGCGGCAUCCUCAUGGCUAAAAUUCUUUCCUUGGUCGCUUGAAGUUCACUAAAAUGAAAGUUUUAGGGGCCCCCACAUUAAAAAUUACCAUGGGGGUAUCCCUAGAUUCCUCCAAUGGAAAGGAGCUGACCCCUUCUUGCAUAUCUACCUCUACAUGUGCAUGAAUGCCUUUCAAUCUUAUCAGAUGGGACCCUGAUCGUAUCUAUCGCCUGACUCCCGGUGUGGGCUUACAAGUUGCCUACUGAACAUCAGUUUAACUGUCACCAAAACAGUCUUGUGCUGUUCAUGCUGUUUACGGUAAUUAACUGGGACCAGUUGCAAAAAACCUGAAGUAUACCUCCCAACUUUUCCCAUGUAAAAUGCGACUGAUUUUGAUAUUCAUGUUUAACUGAAUUUCUGAAACAGCCUGACAGCUUUGGAACAGUUCCGAAGACAUUCCGACGUCUUCCGAACAUUACCGAAGAUGUUCCGAUGAUUUUCGAAGGUCACCGAAUGCAGCGCUUAGAAGCGUCAAAUUUCGGCACCAUCUUGCCGAGAUCACGUAUAUCUUAAUACCGAGAGGAGGUAUCGUGAGACGUUAACUUAUUGCUUAGAGCUCAAAUGUGACAUGUAGCGCCGUUCACUGGGUUAUUUUGGGUGGUGAUUGACUUCAUUUUUUCACGUUUAAGGUCACUGAACAAGUAGUCCACAAAUAUGAGUCUGCUCAAGUUUGGAGUUAAAAUAAGGGGUUUGACUGAGCUGAAUGUUACGUUUUCUGCAACUCGCCCCAGAAAAGUUGUUACUCCAAGUUGGAUUCGUAUUUUACUGAUGUCUACCUCUUUUUGUUGGCAAAAAUAUUUAGGGUGGUGCCAUUCAUGGAACUCUCCUUGGUCUGGAACACAUGAAGAGUGGAUCUGUCAUAAUAAACACAUCAUCAACUGCAGGUACAGAUCAGUGUGGAACCAACCGACUUCACUGAACUGAACUGAACUUAGAAGAAGGGAAGAUUUUAAAAGGAAGGUGUCAUAUAUACUGUUACAGUGGAACCUGUAUAAGCUCGGUAUAAAGUUACCCCGCCCCCCCCCUCCUUAAAUUAAGGGGGCAGUUUUCACGUUUUCACGUUGGUCUUUCUUUAUUGAGAUUUUUCCUGCGUUCGUCUUUGUUACUUUUACCGCGCGUUGGCCGGAGAACUACAACUUCAAGUCUUAGAAAAUACAGUGAAUGUUCUCUAUUUUUUUGAUUUAGUGAACUAGACUACAAUAAUUUAUGCUACCUGUAAUAUUUCAUAAUGUCAUGUUUAUUCCACCGUUACAGUUUCAAGCCAGCAACUUUGUUGAAAAUAUACUUAUAUUAACAUUCACUUCACUGAUAAGCGAUUGGUGAGAAUUCUUGUCGAGCCCCCGGCCUCAUGAUAUUGUCAAGUCGUAAUAUGUGCAAGUUUACAGCAUUAAGUGCCGUUUACCUUUCCGCAUUCAGGUCAGGUUUUAAAAACGUUUGUAAGAAAUGCAAUAAGAACCUUCAGCUUACAAAAAAUUCGAAUUGUAAGGCGUGGGGCUUGUAAUUGAGUUAACAAGUCCGUCGAGAAACGAUCCCCUGGAUUAUUUUUUAGUCAAUGGAUACUGGCAAGGAAUAAUUACAAUAAAGAAAAACACUAACGACGAGCGAAAUUAUCAGUACAUUUAACUAUUAUGUCAUAUCUUGAUCUUUAGUUCAUGACUUUGUUGCUUUGAUAGGCCUUUCGGCGUGGAAACUUGCUCCUGUGUACUGUGCCACAAAGCACGGGAUUGUAGCCUUUACUAGAAGUAUUUCAAAUGUGAGUGUUUCUCUGAAAUAUUGUGACAGAACAUUCUUUUUCUUUUAGAGUAAUUAGGCCCAGUGCAGACGUCGUGCUUCUGCCGUGCCGAACUAAAUUCAGGAAUGAAGUUCGACAAAAGCACGGCAGAAGCACGGCGUCUGAAUCAAACUUUUGAAUUAAGCUCGGCAAGCAAUUAAGUUCGACAAGUGCUGCCGUGCUACACAGCUCUGGCACGGCAGCGAUUCAAACGUCGGGCUUCUGCCGCGCUAAACAAAAUUCAUAAAUUAUAUUAAUGUAUUUUGGCGAGAUUGCGUUCCCACGGGGAGUUGUGAGAAGAAUUGUUACGAGGCAUCAGUAAAUCCUAAAUUUGGUUCGACUCUGGCACGACGUCUGAAUCAAAGUUGUUUUCCUGUCGUGCUACAGUCGAACCAAAUGACAAUUAAGUUCGGCACGGCAGAAGCACGACGUCUGAACUGGGCCUAACUGUCAGUGUGUUGAGAAAAAGGCAGUUCCCAUCUGAUUUGCUUUCGAAUAGCUCCCGCUUGGUGAUUGGUUAAACUAAAACGUGCAUCUUUAUGAACCAAUCAAAUGAAACCAGCAGAUUGUUCACUAGUAAGAGUGUUCCCGCGCUUAGCCCCUUCCACACUACAUCAGAUAAAUUUGAAAGCACUACUUUAUUCUUACGUUCAGGCCUACCGUCUUCACUAAUCCAGGUAAACUGUCCACCGAAAACGGAUGAAUAGUGGAUGAAUAUGACUUCAAUUUAAAAUACCUGCUUUGCGUUUUAGUGUCAAUGGAAAACUUUUUGCAGAACGUAACUUUUUGAAAACGCUGACGUCUCCGGCAACGUUGCGUUUCCAGAUUUAUAGACAUUUCCUUGCACGUCUUAGACAAAUGUGUGGACGAAAAACAUUUUAUGCGUCUGUGUGCACGGGGCGUAAGCUAAAGCAAACAAAAAACGCUCACUCUGUGCUGAAAUGUGACAAGAACUGUACCUCUUAAACCCCGUUUACACAGGUGCGGACAAACUGGAUCAAUUUAGGUCUCAGGGAAACUACCCACCCAUCCCUCCCCUAAGCCAUCAUUUUGCCCUAAGCGAGAAGUAGAUGUUAAUGUUAGCUUAGGGGAGAGGUAGGUGGGCAGUUUCCCAGAUACCUAAAUUGAUCCGACAAAUUUUUGAAGGGACGAAUUUUUCCCCUCUACACACGUUCACACGGAACCGUGCAAAUUCUGUCACAGAUUGCUGUACUGUUUGCCGUUCAAAUACUUACACAGAUCCGCGGAUCCCUUGUAAGCGAAUGGCGGGUUUUUUCCUUUUUAAAAAAUUUUGUCCUCACCCAUGUAAACGGGUCUCAAGAAAGGGUGUUAAUUACAUUUAUAAGGAUUAGUUCAGUCGGUAGAGCGCUUGACUACAGAGCGGGAGGUCGCGGGUUCGAUUCCCGAGACCGGAGCAAUACUCAGGGUCUUAAAAUAACUGAGAAAUGAAGGUACUCCUUUUGCACUGCAACUGUGGCUGGACCUUCUCGUGGCUCGGAUGAUCACGUAAAAUGGCGGUCCCGUCAAAAAUAGUGUCCCCAAUUAGUACUUUCGUGCUAAAUACAUUGACACUCAAAUAAAGCGCUUUUUUUAUAUAGCCGUCACUUUUACUCGUUGAAAUUGUUAAUUGUUUUUUGCCUUCAAGACAAUUGCGACGGCUAUACGCGUGUACUACAAGCGAAUACACCCUAAGAGGUAACUAACAUUAUUGCCACUAAAGAACCUUUUCUCUUUUUUUUGUCAAUGAAGGCAGCUAUGAGAGAUCAAGGAAUCCGUGUGAACUGUAUCUGCCCUGGAAGAACGGACACUGAAAUGGACUUUCCUAGACACAAACUAAGAAAGGAGGAAAUUGAAGCACAAGAUAGCCUCCCCAAACAACCGUAAGUUUGUCAGAAUUAGUUUAAUUCAUUUUUUUUCUAGCUGUUCCUUGCGUAACUUUUUGUUUUGUUUUUCCUGUGCUGGAAAUAACUAUAUUUUGAAACAUUUAAAAUUGAUUAAAUACUACCAUUAACCCGUUGUGGAGGUAUAUAAGCCAACCCCUAACCGUAAAAGCCGCCACCUCAUCAUGCCACUCGUAUGCGCAUGCAUAGAGAGUUCUUCGGGUCUAUGCUUCAGUACCACAGAGAACAGAACACAGAAGCUUCUACGGGAAAAGGUCAUAAAACGACUCUGAAGUAAAAAGUUUCACACAACGUGAAAAAGUUUAACUCUAGGAUUGGGAGCUUUGGUAUAAUCCUAGCUUUGUUUUUUGUUCUGCUUUGUUUUGUUUUUAAUAGGAUUUCUGCUGUUACCAAGGGCAUUAUCGAACUGAUUGAGGACGACACUAAAAUAGGAGAGGUUUUAGUUGUGUGUGAGACGGAUGGAACCAAGUACAAGCUGUUUUAG